Daldinia vernicosa is the source of this 1782-nucleotide messenger RNA. RefSeq names its product HET-domain-containing protein. The coding region runs from base 1 to 1782 and encodes 593 amino acids. The record is from RefSeq and is a predicted model, not a curated record. Lineage: Eukaryota; Fungi; Ascomycota; Sordariomycetes; Xylariales; Hypoxylaceae. The transcript is spliced from 2 exons.
AUGCGGCUUCUCCAUGUCUAUACAAGAAAGCUGGAGGAAUUCAAUGGAGACUCCAUCCCGCCCUAUGCUAUUCUAUCUCACACGUGGUGCAAAUAUGAGAUAACUUUUCAAGAUCUUUUGAAAUGGGGUCCCAAGAUCUUAGAUGGCUACACAAAAAUAGAUGGAUGUUGCCGGCAAGCAGCAAAAGAUGGUCUGGAUUACGUGUGGAUUGAUACUUGUUGCAUUGACAAGUCAAGCAGCGCUGAGCUUUCCGAAGGUAUCAAUUCGAUGUUCCAGUGGUAUAAAAGGUCCAAGGUAUGUUAUAUAUACCUAGCCGAUGUGUCCGCAGAAGAUGAUCCAUUUGAGAUAUCCUCCGGGUUUCGGCGAAGUCGCUGGUUUACUAGGGGCUGGACGCUCCAAGAAAUACUCGCUCCUAUGGAAUUAAUAUUCUUUGACAAAGCCUGGAAUCAAAUUAAAAUCGGCUGGCUCAUUCGAGUUGCGAACCCAUCCCGAGGCCAAGAUUUGAGUACGCUUCCUCGCCAAGGAAAGUACUUCAACCGGUUAGAUCUGCUCAGCCUUCUCUCUGAAAUUACAAAUAUCCCGAAGAAGGCCCUUGACACCGGGGAUUUGUCGAAGUUCUGCGCUGCGGCUCGGUUGGCAUGGGCCGCCAACAGGAAAACAACGCGCAUUGAAGACGUGGCCUAUAGUCUUUUAGGUCUUCUCGAAGUUAAUAUGCCUUUGCUUUACGGCGAAGGAGAUAAGGCCUUUCUACGCCUCCAAGAAGAAAUCAUAAAAUCACGCAAUGAUGACAGCUUAUUAGCAUGGGGAUAUCGAUUAAGACAAAAUGAACACCCCAAAAUAUAUUCUGACAACGUCCUUGCCCGGUCACCUUCGGACUUCACUCAUUGCCACAGUUUCGAGAGCCUCGAUAACGACGAAACGAGCCCUCAGGUGCCAUUAACAACUUCUCAUUCUGCAAUGACCAACAUUGGAAUACAGACAGCAAUCCCUAUUCGACCUAUUGAUCCCAAAAUUGGCGUUUUUAUGGCCAUUCUCAGAUGCGCCUUUACCGUAAAUGGCCACCGAUACCAUCUGGUUGUUCCGUUGGUUAACACAAAAGGUGGAGGCAAGAAUCACUAUAGCCGGGCACCAGGCAGCCCGCCGUUCCAUAUCCAAAGAGCCAAACUUUUUUCCCUUAUAAACAACUCAAGAUUUCUAUUUUUUCUUACUCGCGUACCAUCGUUAUGGAGCCUUUUUGUCACGAAGGCGAUAACAACUCCUAUCUAUAUACGAGAGAACCCCUUAACUGCACCGCCACGGGUAUCUUGGCCAAAGUCAAACAAAAAGGAACAUGAGACGAUGAGCUUAUAUAUAGACGAGCUAAUAUCUGCCGGGUAUGAGCUCUCGUCUUUCUAUCCACCCUGGAUAAGCAAAAAGUCAGCCAGUGGCAGCAGUCUUGUUUUGCGAUUGGGUUCGUGGAAUUCAGCAAGGUUCGUGCUCAUAUUUUCAAGACCAAAGGAGUUUUCUACGGGAUAUCUAUAUUUUGCCGUUUGUAUAAGCCAGACGGUCUACACGAUGUCAAGGGUUGAGCAUGGUUCUGCUUUAGAGUAUUUGAUGGAACGGAGCCGCAGCUUAGAAGUUAACAUGGGCCGUCAUGGAAUAAAGCAGAAGGGGCUUGAAAUAAAAGAAGAAAUAACGGACGGGGGCGUUCAGCCCAUCCAUCAUAUAUCGUUCAAAUACAUAUUUGGUGAUAUUAGAAUUAGUUGUAGUACUGGCGUGGUCAACGCAUCGCAGGCUCUCUAA